This is a messenger RNA of Arabis nemorensis, 168 nucleotides long. NCBI's taxonomy places the organism in Eukaryota, Viridiplantae, Streptophyta, Magnoliopsida, Brassicales, Brassicaceae. The record is from the annotation of a GenBank genome assembly.
AUGAAACCGGAGGCUGAGAUGGGGGCGAGAGAGCGGUUAUUUUUCGGUGACGAUGGUUACACAGCAGCAGUUGGAGAGAAACUGUGUAAUGUCGAGUCUGGUCCGGCGGAUCUGGUGGGUCCGGUGGCUACGGCGAUACCAGAGGGUGAAGAGACGACGGGACAAUAA